Akanthomyces muscarius is the source of this 954-nucleotide messenger RNA. RefSeq lists its product as uncharacterized. The coding region runs from base 1 to 954 and encodes 317 amino acids. Gene Ontology annotation, molecular function: 4-hydroxy-tetrahydrodipicolinate synthase activity. The transcript has a single exon. The record is from RefSeq and is a predicted model, not a curated record. NCBI's taxonomy places the organism in Eukaryota, Fungi, Ascomycota, Sordariomycetes, Hypocreales, Cordycipitaceae.
AUGGCCGCCCAACGCCGUUCGCUGCCCUGCGGCAUCUACGCCCCGACCAUGACGUUCUUCGACCGCGAGACCGAGGACCUCGACAUCACCACCAUUAAAAAGCACGCCCAGCGCCUCAUCCGUGACGGCCUCGUCGGCCUUGUCGUUAUGGGCUCCAAUGGCGAAGCCGUCCACUGCACGCGCGAGGAGAAGCUCGCCGUCACCAAGGCCACCCGCGAGGCGCUCGACGACGCCGGCUUCACCACCACACCAAUCAUCCUCGGCGCCACAGAGGGCUCUGUCCGCGGCACCAUUGAGCUGUGCACACUCGCCGCGCAGCAGGGCGCCGAUUACGCCCUCAUCCUCCCGCCUUCGUACUACCGCGCCCAGACGGACGAGGGCGUCAUCUUCCAGUACUUUUCCGCUGUCGCCGAUGCCUCCCCGCUGCCCCUCAUCCUGUACAACUACCCCGGCGCCGUGUCGGGCAUCGACAUGGACAGCGACCUCGUCAUCCGGCUCGCGCAGCACCCCAACAUUGUCGGCACCAAAUUCACCUGCGGCAACACGGGCAAGUUGACGCGCGUGGCACAGGCGACGCGCGCCAAGACGCCCGCCGAGGAAGGGUCCGGCUACAUGGCGUUUGGCGGUAUGUGCGACUUCACGGCGCAGACGCUGCAGAGCGGCGGCAGCGGCAUCAUUGCGGGCGGUGCCAACGUCAUGCCCAAGGUCUGCGCACGCGUGUGGAGCUUGUAUGUGGAGGGCAAGCGGGACGAGGCCGAGGCGCUGCAGAAGAUCCUGAGCAAGGGCGACUGGCCACUCACCAAAGCUGCCAUUGCAGGAACGAAGCAGGCCAUCCAGAGCUGCUUUGGCUACGGCGGGUAUCCGCGACGUCCGCUGAAGCACCUCGACGAGGCUCGUGUCAGGGCGAUUGAGGAGGGGAUCCGUGAAGUGAUGGAGGUGGAAAAGAGUCUGUAA